This is a messenger RNA of Neomonachus schauinslandi (Hawaiian monk seal), 1486 nucleotides long. It is a transcript of the gene TMEM230, whose product is annotated as transmembrane protein 230. The record is from RefSeq and is a predicted model, not a curated record. Gene Ontology annotation, biological process: synaptic vesicle transport. The transcript is spliced from 5 exons. Lineage: Eukaryota; Metazoa; Chordata; Mammalia; Carnivora; Phocidae. Bases 193 to 555 code for a protein of 120 amino acids. Gene Ontology annotation, cellular component: endomembrane system; synaptic vesicle.
GUGCCAUGAGGCCUCGGGCGUCUCUGCUGCCAACCGUGAGCGAGCUGUCGGCGCGCGGGCGGCCUGGCGCGGCGUUCCGAAUUCUUAACUCUUUGCCGCCAGUAAGCAUUCGUCUCUCCUCUCCCUGACAUCCUGCGAUUUUUUAUGUUUUGAUACGGGUGUAUGAAUAGACUAUAGCUGUGUCAGUGUGUUAUGAUGCCAUCCCGUACCAACCUGGCUACUGGAAUCCCCAGUAGUAAAGUGAAAUACUCCAGGCUCUCCAGCACAGACGAUGGCUACAUUGACCUUCAGUUUAAGAAGAGCCCUCCUAAGAUCCCAUAUAAGGCCAUUGCGCUUGCUACAGUGCUGUUUCUGAUUGGCGCCUUUCUCAUAAUCAUAGGCUCCCUUCUGCUGGCUGGCUAUAUCAGCAAAGGGGGGGCAGACCGGGCUGUUCCCGUCCUGAUCAUUGGCAUCCUGGUGUUCCUGCCAGGAUUUUACCACCUUCGCAUCGCCUACUAUGCAUCCAAAGGCUACCGGGGUUACUCCUACGAUGACAUUCCAGAUUUUGAUGACUAGCACCAACCCUCAACCCUGAGAAGAGUCACAGAUGGGACUGAGACCAGCUUUAAGAUAUUGAGCAGAAACUGGCUAAGGGCUAAGGAGUUCUGCAGUUUGCAGAUGUUAAACAAAAGAAUGGCCAUCCUCAAGAUGUCAACAGAGCUUACAAUUACAAAUUAACUAAUUAGGACAUGCUCUAUUUUUCAUCUCCUGGCUCUGGCAAAAGCUGACAAGUUUUUCCACACUAGUAUGUAUCUUGGAAGAGUAGCGGUGUUAAUGGUGUGGGAAAGCAGGAGGUUAUCCUGUAGUGGAGAGUGUUACUGCUGCCACCCUUUUUGGAGUUCAGCAUUUCUUUUAAAUAGUCCUUAUUGUCAGUUCUGGUAGCAAAUGGAAAAAUUUAAUAUGUCAGAUUUCAUAUUACUAGUAAUUUAUCUUGAAAACAUCUAAGUAUCUUACCCCUACACUCAUCUCUCACUGUGUGUGCUAAUGGAAGACCUUGGCAAAUCAAAUGUCAGUGUGGGUGCAUCUGUAAUAUUUUUUACUUGCUUUCUUAUUAACAGCAGCCAGGACUUUUUUAAAAUCUCAGAGCAAGUUUGCAGAAGGUAAACGCCUUCUCUGUUCACCAAUCCUUGGUCAGCUUUGAUUUGGUCCACCAGUAAGUUGGCCAACAUAAUUUGGGUUAUUCUGUUCUUUAUAGAUCAGGAUGUUCUGUAUAUCAUGCCUUUAAGGACUGGACUUUGGCUGUUUCCUAAGGAAAAAAUGUAGAUAAGUGAUUGUUAUUUAGAGAUUAUAAACCUGUUGUUAGCACCUUGCAUUAUGAUGUCAUUCUGCUGAAGACUGCAAGACUCAACCUGGAUCCCUAGAUGGACUAGACUGCCUUAGUUUGAUUCUGUUUCCUAGCUUGCACAAAGUGACAUACUCAAAAGAAAUUAAAAUGCCAAAAUCUAAA